GCUGGCAGAUGCCAUAGCUGUGUUGUAGGAGAUCGUGAAACCACAGAACGUCAGAGGUCACCGCGCUAUUCACCACGGCCAGUCGGCGGAGCAAUACAUACGCACCAUUGGUCACUAUGCAUCUUGUGGUUGGACUGAUCCUUCGACUGUUGCAGAAGUAAGAAAUGCAUGAGUUUAUUAUGCUACAACGCCAACGGUUCGUCUGAAACAGAAUGGUUCGACAGUGUGUGAUGUAUAUUACAGUGAUGAUUGGUGAACUAGUCCAUGCAGACUUUCAAAAAGACUGAAGAAGGAAGAACUGUUCUUUGUACUAACAAACAUUCGACUCCAUGGACGUCAAGGAAAUGGAAGUCAACUAAAUUUGUUACAGAAAUGUUAUCAUAGUGUGACCACUGAGCUUCCAUAAACUCGACAGAGGGUAAACGCUGACUGGGUGGUUGAGUGGUUUCCAUGCUGAGAAAACUGUGUAAAUAUGUUUUAAUUCUGUCGACAUCGGAGUCGUUUGAUGGACGGCUGAAAUGCGUGAUUAGACACUGAUGUCAUUGGACGUGAAAAAUCCAUGCUGAUUUGCAUAGAGUAUAUUGUUUGUUGACAUUUCAUGUAGCUGGACCAUUCCACACACACGAGCUUUUAACGACAGUGUUCGUCAUCAGUGAAGAGUGCGUGAAACGGAUGUGGAACUAGAACAUGCAGGUUUUAUCAAGUUUCUUGGUGGAUGUAUUGUGCAUGUACAAAAUAUAGAUUGUUCUUGAGUAGAUGGAAACAGAAUGCUGCCAGUAAAUAAUCUUUCCGGGAGAAUCUGAAACCAGGGGAGUUCUAAUUUCAUGACGGUGUGUGUUCUGUGGAUGCAGUGUGAAGUAAACCAAUGACAAAGCCCGACAAAGCCACUUAUUUCUGAUUUCACAGGAAGGAUGCGAACUAAAAGGCUUAAGAGUUGUGUGUAUAAAAAUACCUUCGAAAUGUAAAUUUGUUUAAUGGAUUUCAGGUUUGAUUUUUGAUCGUGAAAUUUACUGAGCUUUCGUUUAUGUAAGUAAUAUUAUUAUGACAACGGCUUUAUAUGCAACUAUAAAAGAUUUGUUGCAAAAAUGUUUUACAUGCGGUCAAAUCAACCCUGCAGGUUCACGUUUCCACUAAGGAAAACAACAUCGUUUUUAAAACUUGCCAUUUCUUUCGUUUUGAAAUGAACAAUAUGUACGCUGACUUUACUGCUGCCAGAAAACCCCUGAAAGAUGUCUGCUUUAUGUCUGUCUGCAUGUCUCAGGAAAGAAUUUGAGCCUUAUUAAUUCCAACAAAGAAGCUGAUUUUAGGCUCGUUUGAAAUACAUAAUGCUGAUAUCACCGAGAAAGGAUUUUCUGCGGACAUAUACAGUAUAUCGUAAUUAGUUCGCCUGAAGACUGGUACCCAAACAAGUUAAGUAUCUGCUUGUAAGACUUCCAGUCGCACAUUUCCAAUGGAUUAAGAGCUGGUUCGUUAUUAUCUGCUCCUGGUCAUAUUCAACAAGAAGCUGUACAGUAAACUACACGGGGUACGGGUUUGGUGGCAGGAUUGCUGUCUGGACACCAUUUGAUUCCAGCUGAUUGAGGAACAUAUGACUAUUCAUAGUCAGUGAUGGGUGACAGGAUAACAGUAACCGACUUGAAGAAUGUCACCGGAGGAAUGUUUUCCGUUCAAGAGGGAUUCUCUGUUUCAGUUUGGAUUCGAACUCCCGUAAUCUUCUCAGUGUCAUUCUUUGUGAUUACGUCCAAUAUUCUCAACAUAGUCAUCCUCCGAAGAACCAGGACCAUACCUCACAUUUCCAAACUGUGUCUGACUAACCUAAGUAUUGCCGACCUGUCCGUGGGUCUGUUGACGUGUGCCCCGUGUGUUCUGUCAGCAGUCCUAGGCUACUGGCCUUACGGUGACGUGUGGUGCCAGAUAGCCGGAGUAACCCAUGGAACCUCGGUCACCGUAUCAAUAUGGAGCCUCUCGAACGUAAGCAUUGACCGAUACAUUGCUCUCAUGAAACCUCUGCACUACCCGUCGCUUGUAACAAGUAGAAGAUGCUACUUUGGAUUGGCAUCAUGUUGGGUGCUUGCAAUUGCGACCUUCUCGUCUGUCAUCUUUACCAAACCAGACUUCAUUUACUACAGGUUCAGCUUCAACGAGGGCAUGUGCGGUCUAUUCUGGGAGUACCCCCUGUUUUGCAUCAUCACCGGAAUGGCGAUUCCGUGUUUGUCAGGAAGUAUAAUCCUAUUCACAACAGUCAGUAUAGUGAGGAGGAUCAAAACAUCAGGGUUUGGGACUGCCGGAGGUUCCUGCCAACGGACCAGGAGGGACGUGAAGGCUGUCAAGAUUCUCAGCAUCACUGCCGGGAUGUUCUUUCUGUGUUGGGGCCCCUACUCAGCCUCAGUGAUAAUGUCUGCUUUUGACCCUAGCAUACACCCCGAGGGAGCUCCAGUUUACGUUUCUAUGGCUGGCAAACAGUAACAGUUUCAUGAACGUCCUCAUCUACUCCUCCGUCUACGAAGCCUUCCGACAUGAGGUCAAGGUCAUUCUAUUACCUGCCGCCUGCUUCCGUGAGAGAGACAGGGACAUGCCUCGCUCUACCACAAGCAUAUCGUUGAACAGUCAAGCGACCAUUCAGCGAACGAACAGUUCUGAUGAAUAAUAACGCUGGACGUUCUUUAAAAGACAUUUGUCAAGUCUUAUCAGAAGUUUGGUUUGUGAAUUUAUUGAAAACGCCACCUGUUCGAGUAAUAAAUGUUUGCAUUUGAA
Haliotis rubra (blacklip abalone) is the source of this 2754-nucleotide messenger RNA. Its product is annotated as beta-4C adrenergic receptor-like. The transcript has a single exon. Gene Ontology annotation, molecular function: G protein-coupled receptor activity. The coding region runs from base 1609 to 2466 and encodes 285 amino acids. Lineage: Eukaryota; Metazoa; Mollusca; Gastropoda; Lepetellida; Haliotidae. Gene Ontology annotation, biological process: G protein-coupled receptor signaling pathway. Gene Ontology annotation, cellular component: membrane. The record is from RefSeq and is a predicted model, not a curated record.